Messenger RNA from Laccaria bicolor S238N-H82, 750 nucleotides. RefSeq lists its product as uncharacterized. The record is from RefSeq and is a predicted model, not a curated record. The coding region runs from base 1 to 750 and encodes 249 amino acids. The transcript is spliced from 3 exons. Lineage: Eukaryota; Fungi; Basidiomycota; Agaricomycetes; Agaricales; Hydnangiaceae.
AUGCUCGACGAAUCUGACUUGUUCUUUGAAUUUCUGGCUCCUCCCGGCUUAUCUCAAGCACCCGUCAACCAUGAUGUCAAUCAGACUGAAAAGCGCACGUCGCCUGACACUGACACGGACGUCGAGGACGACGGAUACACUUUAACCGCCUAUGGGGACAUAUCGCUCUCCAAUGUCUUGUUCGUACCUGGCCUUCCUACCGCCCUCUCACCGGAACGACAUACCAGGCGGGAAUCCCGCGAUUCGCAUUAUCGCGAUAAUAAUAACCACAUGCCUGCUGUGAUUCGAAAGGUCCUACCGCCUUCCUCGUCAAAGCCAUCCAUAUUAAGCCUAAAAUCCGACGCCGACUUCCAAACACUGGUACAAAACUUGAAGGACUCGCAUCGCAGUUCAAGCCCACGGAAAGCCACACAAUCGGAGCGUGAUCAGCACCUCCAUAUCUACGCCCCGCAACCCCGCCACGUUAUUAACCUGAAUCUCGUUGGCGGAGAUGCAGCGAACGAAUCUCGGGAAUCGCACCGCACAGCUCAAGUUAACGCGGCAAUCACGGGGAAGAAGAUUGUUCGUGCAGUCCAACACCAGGAUCAUAAAAGCGAGGUGGUUCCACCAAAACCGAAAGAAAAACCUUUGCGAGGGAAUGCAAAGCUCCCGAGUCGACCGCCUAUUCCGCGAUGGGACCUCUUAGACCCCGACUAUACUGGAGAGACGACUGUCGUUUAUCGCGGCCUUGGAUCACGUCUUAAGAUGUGA